Mercenaria mercenaria is the source of this 1744-nucleotide messenger RNA. RefSeq lists its product as uncharacterized. Bases 183 to 1100 code for a protein of 305 amino acids. The record is from RefSeq and is a predicted model, not a curated record. Gene Ontology annotation, cellular component: membrane. NCBI's taxonomy places the organism in Eukaryota, Metazoa, Mollusca, Bivalvia, Venerida, Veneridae. The transcript is spliced from 3 exons.
CAACGUGCGCUUGUUACGAAACGAUGUUACGAAACGUAAACGAGGUAUAUAUAUAGGCAAGAAUGAUCAUUUCUUGUUCAUUGACAAAUUGAAUGUUUUCCGUGUGCGUUCUUUACUAAAAACAUUAAAGGUUUGGAAAGGAAGCUUGAUUAAAAUCAAAGUAUUUUAGGUAACAGAACAAAAUGGGACACAACUGCAUACUGCUUGUCUUAACUUUGCUGGUUCCGUGUUUCUUCAUCGUGGUACUGAUCUUCAACGGGUUAGCGAUGGACUCGGGGAAUGGUUUGUAUGAAUCAGACACUGGAACAUUAUCCGACAAAUACUAUCUUGAGAUAACCCCCGCGAGCUGGACGUUCAGCAUCUGGGGCUUUAUUUACACGUGGCAGGCACUUUGGAUAAUCUACGCUAUAGUGAAUCUAUUUCGCAGGACAGAAAAAGGUCCAUACUACACGUAUCCUGUAUUACUUCCAAUACCACUUUUAGUGAUUUAUCUUGUGAACCUAGUAUUAAACUGUGGUUGGUUAAUUGCUUUUGACAGAGAAAUUCUUGAGCUCGCGUUUGUUCUCCUUCUCUCGAUCACGCUUACAUUGUACGCCUGUCUUUUCUUCUCAUACCGCAACCUCAACAGAGGAAUUGACAUUUUAAUCAAGCAAGAGAGAAAGUCUGAUGUUUGGCUGACAAGAUUCUUAGUGCAAAAUGGACUCAGUAUGUACGCCACGUGGUGCACCAUCGCAACUCUUUUGAAUUUCGCUUUCCUUCUUGCGUACCGGUCUGCACACGAUAUUGGACAAAGGAACGCUUCCACAAUCAGUCUUGGCAUCUUGUCAGGAGUGAUCGCUCUAUUUUUAGUUACAGACUGGUUUUUCUUAGACCGAUACACGCGCUACACAUUCACUCCUUACAUCGUACUCGUUGUAGCUUUUACCGGAAGUUUAGCAAAGAACUACGACGAAGGAGCAAGAAAUACCAUAUUUACAAUCGCAUUGCUGGCGGUGUCUGGGGUAGCUGCUCUGACGAAAGUUUGCUUAUUGUUUUGGAGACACUGUAGGAAAACUGAAGACGGUGUCAAAAUAACUGACACUAGUGGAAUAAAAGUUUGAACACCAUGUAGAUAGAAUGAAAUUGUUGUUCUGUGUUACAUGCCAUUGAUGUUAUAUACAGAAAGAUACCAGUUAGUGCGUAUAUGUAUGCUAGUUGUGCCAUAGGGCAGUAUGCAAUGAAAAAAUAACAAAUACUAUACUGCAGUGGACGGUAAAACUGAAACUGUUUGCAGAAUUGAAACAGCUAUUUAUAGGUGCAAUUUAUGUCCGAUUUUGCUUUUUUAGUUUUAUUUGUUUAUACGCAUACAAUAUAGUUUUAAUAUUUCAUGUCUCUAAAUAGGAUCUGAGUCAGAUUACGGCAACACACACUGUAUCAGUGAUUGGUAAAUUAUUCAUUUAUAGGUAUGAUCAAAUAUUGUUCUACAUUUAUUUUUGUAUGUAUUUUGGUUGAAGGUUGUAAUUUUUAUAGCUUCUUUUGAUCAAAGUAUGUAUUUGUGAUAUCUGUUUGAUCGAAAGUUUUUACUCUUUUCUUUUUUCUUUAUAAACUUUGUCGAUAUUUUUAUGUUUUUGUACAACUAUCUGCAUCAUCUAUAUUUUAUAUUUUCUGAAAAGCCUUUUACAUGUACAUAAAUUCAAUUAUCUUAUUAUUUGUAAAGUAAUGUGCUUUCACAUUUUCUACAAGAAUAAAGCAUGCGAGAAACACA